Planococcus citri (citrus mealybug) is the source of this 2444-nucleotide messenger RNA. RefSeq names its product ankyrin repeat domain-containing protein 6-like. Lineage: Eukaryota; Metazoa; Arthropoda; Insecta; Hemiptera; Pseudococcidae. The record is from RefSeq and is a predicted model, not a curated record. The transcript is spliced from 11 exons. Gene Ontology annotation, molecular function: protein binding. Bases 380 to 2308 code for a protein of 642 amino acids.
AAGAAGGCGGCACGGAAGGUAAACAGAACCAGUUCUUCGACGAAAGACGUUCGAAUUAAAAGCGUUGCGCGGUUAGUACGCGAUGUUUAUAACGUAUUAAUUCGGUUGGUUGUUUUUUUGUUGUUGUUGUUUAUUAAACCAUUUGGCGAUACGAAUUAAUUUAUGGUAUUUUUAUACGUUCAAGCAGUGUUCGAUUGAUUAACGAAAUAAAAUACGGUAGUGCAUAGUGUAAGUUCGAUGUGUGUUUCGGUGUGAACAUAUCUCACGAGUGAAUUCCCUGCAGUAGAGUGGAUACCUUUCCGGUGGAAAAGAAAAAUCUUCGACCGCAAAAGGAAACUAGUUAAAUUAACCAAUUAGCAAAUAAUGUCAGCGUCGGGUAAUGCUGGAAGAGGACUUUCUUAAAGCUAUUGUGAAAGGUGAUUCUCAGCGAGUGGUCCGUUCGCUUGGACAGAUUACAAAUACUGGACCUCUCAAGGAUGGUCGAAACGCGUUGCAUUUAGCCGCUCAGUAUGGUAAUUCGGAUAUUGUUUCUGUGCUAUUACUUUCCGGAUUAUUCGAUUGCAAUACACCGGAUUCGAUCGGAUACACAGCAAUACAAAUCGCAGCUGCGGAUGGCAACUUAGAAAUAGUCAAACUUCUAAUCAAACAUGGAGCCGAUGUUAAUUCGGCCGAUAACGUGCAUGGCAACUCAGCUUUGCACGAGGCAGCUUGGAAAGGUUUCAGUCAAACGGUAUCCGAGCUGUGCAAAGCCAAAUGUAAUUUAAAUGCUAAAAACUGGGGUGGUUUCACUGCUCUCCACUUGUGCUGCCAAAAUGGGCACAAUCAGAGCUGCAGGGAGCUGCUGCUGGCUGGAUGCGAUGCGGACGUCCAAAAUAACUAUGGAGAUACGCCGUUACACACGAGUGCACGAUAUGGCCAUGCUGGAGUUAUGCGUAUUCUUAUUAGCGCUCAGUGUCAUGUUUCGGAUCAAAACAAAAAUGGCGAUACUGCUUUGCACAUAGCGGCCGCAAUGAACCGCAGAAAAUUAACGCGGAUUCUAUUGGAGUCGAAGUGCGAUAAAAGCAUCGUAAAUAAGCAAAACGAAACAGCCGAAGCGAUCGCUAGGAGAAAAUCGCAAAACGAAAUUCUAGAUAUUUUAACCAAACCACCGUCAGCUCCCAAGAAACCGAAAAAUACCGCCAGCAAAGAAACCGUUACGACGAAAAAAACCAAGCAUCAUGAGACUGUCACCAAAUCAACCAGUAAACCUCACGCAAGUCAUAAAAAACUCGCAGCAGCAGCGGCGGCGGCGGCGGCGGCAGCGACAACAACAACAACUGUACCUAAAGGGGCCGCAGCGGCUGCAGCAACAGCAGCAGGAGCCCCAACAGGUAACGUUGCCAUACCAUGGUCUCCUUAUGGCUGCCAUUAUUAUCCGGACAGCACGGAUUUCCCAGAACCAAAUUUAGACUCGUUACCUCCAGAACCUUUGCAAAAGGGUGAACAAUACUACCUCGAUUUGGCUGGAAACAUUCGAAAAGGUCCAGUAGGUGUGGGGUAUUCGUGCUACUGCGCACCAUUCUUCCACGAGCUCGAAUCGCGUAUAGAGAAAAAGGCUAAAAAAAUCAAGAAACAACUCCAUCGAACCGAGGACGCAAUAAAUAAACGUCUAAACACCUUGGAAUACUGUAUCAGCGGCCAAUACACCGGCAACAAACCAGGAGGAGGUUCGGAGGGUACAUGUGCAAAUACCACCGUCAUCCCUAAUCCAGCGCACAUGCCACUAUGUCAAACCCGCAGCUUCGAUUCGGUUUUCGAUUCGAAUAGGCCUGCAUCCGAACAACUUGCUGCUUCGGUGGGUGACGACGAAGAUACUGCUCGGCCAAGUAUGCCGUACUUUACACACAAUCCGAACCCCGGAGGAGGCGAGAAAUCGCUGAGUAAGCAUACGAAUACUUCAGACACUUCUAGUCCGUGUUGUCAGCAAGACACUGCGAGUAGUUCGAGGCGCAAGUAUUUCUCUUCGGCGGGAUGCUUGGAUACCAACACCAAUAUCAAUCUGUGGCAGAAUACCAGGCUGCAGGAUGCCGAUAGCUGUGAAUCUAGCGACGAAGAUGGCGAAAAAGUUGAUAUACCUUGUAACGAUUCGGGGUAUAGUACGAAGAUGUGCAGCAAUUCUCAAGGGCCUUCGCCUUCGUUAUCUGGUCGAUUGGAAAACGACGGCUUAUUAUCAGUCACACCGUCUCAAGAAGAAAAACACCUCGAACAGAUCCAUUCUUACGUUACAAGCUUUCAGAAUAUGACCAUUAAGCAAGCCAGUAUGGUAUAGAAAUAAGCCCCCUACAUAUUUUUUUUGUCUAUCUCUCUUGUACGAGUAUAUGGUACUAAAGUAUUGUUAUAAUUUUUCUCCCUCUUUCUCUUAUUUUUUUUAUAUUUAUUAAAUAUAUAUUUUUUUCUUUUUGCUA